Adineta ricciae is the source of this 4236-nucleotide messenger RNA. The record is from the annotation of a GenBank genome assembly. Lineage: Eukaryota; Metazoa; Rotifera; Eurotatoria; Adinetida; Adinetidae.
AUGAUAAAAACAACAAACUUAACGAAAACUGUUUAUAACACCCAUCCCGUACAUUCCCAGCCGAUUCGUUUAUACACACCGUCGAUCACGUCCUCGUCGGGAUCGGCAUGUGAAACUGAACCAUCGUCGAUAAGUUCAUCGUACAAGAGUAAUACUGGCACAACGGACGAUCUCGACCAUCUGCUCUCCGACGAAUCGACAGCAUCACUGAUAGCUCUUGUAGAAAAAUUGAAACGUGAAUUGGCAACGAUAAAACAAGCAAAGAGUCAGUUAGCGACACUUUACAAAGUAAAAUGCAAAUCUGAUCUUGAUAAAUCAGCAAAAAUAACAAAACUUCGUCUUCAAUUCGAAUACGAAUUAAGUACAUUCUGUAAGCAGGACCAGAAAGAUCUAGUAUGCUAUUUGCAAAGACAACUACUCGCACGUGAUCAACGUAUCACUGAAUUAUCCUACGAUAUUGAACAGUUGAAAAUUUCGUCGUUGACUAACAACGAAAAUGAGAAAGUGAACAAAAGAACUGAACCUGUACAAAUUCUACGCUAUAACGAUCCUGACUUAGUGAUUUCUACGAACCGCCGAUUGUACGACGAACAAGAACGAGCAUUACAAAGACAAAAUGUGGAAUUGAAUGACCGAGUAAGGAAGUUCGAAAAGCAAUUAGAAGUCAUUAAACAUGAUCAACCGAGAGAUCAUAGUAAAGAAUUGGUUAAACGAGCUUUAUCAAAACAAACCAUCGAGUAUAAUCGAAUUUUGGCGAGAAAAGAUGAAGAGAUUCACCAAUUGCAUACGCGUAUUAAACAGUUAUCGACAUCAAAUUCUCUGGAAGCUGCGCUACGACAAUCAAAUAUUGAGAAAAUACAUUUGGAAAAACGUCUUUUAUCUUCCAGUUCUUCGUUAAACUCUACGACAACAACGAAUGCUAGUCCUGCAACAACUUUCACACCAAACACUAGCGAUGAUCAUCAUUCAUCGUUUCUCCGAACCAACUCCUCAUCAACAUCAUCCGUCGAUCCCAAUCAUUUCCAACCAUCACAAACAGCACAUGAACUGUUUGAAGCAGAUGUCCAUUCCAACGCAGUUAAUUUUAAAUCACAGCGUCAGCAAACGACUGAACUUCAAGAAGCUUACAGACAUCUUGAAACGAAAUAUAACCAAUUAUUGGAUAUUGAAGAGCGCUACAAGAAAGAGAAACUCGCCGGCGAAAACUAUGCACAAGAAAACGAACGAUUAAAAGAGAAAAUUCGUUCAUUAGAAAAUCGUCUGUCGUCACACAAACCUGAAGGAAACACACGAUUAGAGACCGAACUUCAACUUAGUAUCAAGGAGCGUGAGACGAUGGCAACGUCAAAUGCUCAGCUUCGUGCUGAUCUCAGCAAUGCAGCAAGUACCAAUGAACGGUUAACUGGUGAAUGCGACAAGCUACGAACGGCGUUAGGUGGAAAGACGGAAGAAAACGAGCAGUUGAAGAAGAAGAUAUCCGAACUUGAACUCGUCAUGAAAUCAUUACGAGAGACGAACGAUCUACAAAGACGACUGAGCGAUGAGAAUGAAAUGAAUAAAAAAGAACUUAAAAGAAAACAAGAUGAUUUCGAACAAUUUCAAAAGAUGCACGAUGCAACCAAACGAGAACAUCAAACGACCAUCCAUUCACUUCAGGAUAAAAUUCACGAUCUCGAACGAAAAACUGAACUACAAGCAUUGAAGCAUGAGGAAAUUCUUCGUCAACUUGAAACAAUCAAGAGUCGACGCGAUCGAGUCCUACCACCAGCACUCGGAAAUCUACUUCCGAUUCCAAGUACAACUAUAAGCUCCCUACCGAAAAGCCUGGAUCCACAAAAUUCGAUCCGGGAUGAUAGUGCACCGAUUAAACCACGUCGACGAUCAACGGUUGCUAAUGAUAAGUCAGCAGAAAUUGUCGUUGCGAAAUAUUCCUAUGAACCAUUGAAGUUCUCGCCGAACGAUCAUCCUGAAAUUGAAUUACCGCUGAAAUCAGGAGAAUACUAUCUAAUCUACGGUGAUGUGGACGAAGAUGGCUUUUAUGAUGGAAGAAAUUUAGAGGGCCGCUAUGGUUUGAUUCCCUCGAAUUUCAUCGAAUUAAUUACAAAUCCAUAUGAUUUACCUGAACAUACAAAAUAUCUUAUUCAAAAGCUAACUGGUAGAACGUUUCCAGUUGAUGAUCGAACAUCACGGCAACGUGAACAAACAUUCAGCCUUGAUUCGGAUGUUUUCACAAGCAAUACGCCUCCAGCGAAUCUUGCGCACCGUAAAAUAACAAACAGCAGUUCAUCGGACAUUUCAAACGAUGAUCUAUCCUAUGGGAAACAUGUCCCGUGUCCUACAAAUUUACGUGUAGAGAAAUCUUUAACCAACAGUGUUCUAAUCGCUUGGAAUCCUCCCGCAUCGAACAUUCAAAUUCUUGGCUAUCAAGUUCUGCUUGACCAUUCGCUUUAUUCAAGUGUUCGCGCCAAUGAACGUACACGUGCUUUACUGGAAAAUAUCAAUCUAAAUGAAAAGUCGCAUCGAAUCAGUAUUCGCACAAUCUCACAACGUGGCCUUUCCCAUGAUCAAGAAUGUACAUUACUGUUAACAAAUUCUAAAGAAUCGGCUUACACACCACAUGAUUUACGUGUGGAUCGAAUUACUCAAACAUCAGCCGUUGUUUCAUGGUGGCCAGCUUCGAACGAUAUAGUUCACAAACUAUAUGUCAAUGACAUCGAUGUACAGACAUUGAAACCAGGAGUUUAUAGAUUUAAAUUAUCUGGCUUAUCGCCAAAUACACUGCACAAAGUAACCAUCAAAGCCAAACCAGCAGUACCACCGUCUGCUCAACAGCAAGUGUCAGCAUCGGUAGAAUUCCGAACAACUUCAUUUGAUGAAUCGAUUGAGCCACCCAAACGAGUACAAGUUAUUGCUGGCCCACAAACUAAUACGAUACUUGUUUCUUGGGAACAACCGUCAACUACCGCCUCAGCUCGUGGUUAUCGUAUACUUAUCGAUGGUCGUCAAGUUCAGGAUAUCAACAACCCAUUAAAUGAUCACACAGUUAUCAACUUGAAUGCGAUCCGUGAUGGUCGAUAUUUAACUCUACGAACGUUGACUGACAAUGAUGGCGAAUCACAUGAUUCGACUUCAAUCGAUCUUGAUGACGUAUUGAAAAAGUUGGAUAUGGAUAUACCCUCAGCACGUAUAGCCACUAUUUCAAAGGAAAUCGUUGUAGCAUUUCAAUCAAUGAAUGAUGAUGAUAUGCCUAAAUCGCCUCUUUCUCCUACGAGCAAGAAUCAUCGAAAGGGAUCUCGUCAAACGUCAACAAUAGGACAGGAAGUGACAACGCCGAUUAUUGCACCUUCCCCAUUAAAACCCACGUUGAGUGGCAAGGAAACGAACAAACCUUUAGUUCGAACAUCUCUGGAAUCACCAUCAGCUACAUCAUCCAUCAGUAGUGCAACGGAGAUUUCUCAAAGUGAAGUCAAAUCAUCUAACCCUCGAACGUCAACACACGGUCACUCUCCGGUUCGACAACAUCAAUCUUCUGAUGCUAACCGAAUACGAUCACCUAUGAGUGAAACUGUGCACAAAUCUGAUGAACAUCGUGUGUCACCGAAGGUACCAAAUAAAAACUUGACCUUACAAACAAAAAAUCACUUUCUCGGGAAAAUCAAUGGUCCACCACGCUUAUUCAUUGCUUUAUUCGAUUAUGAUCCAAAUGCGAUGUCACCAAAUCAAGAUAGCGAAGAAGAGUUACCAUUUAAGAAAGGGCAACUAAUCAAGAUAUUCGGCGAUCAAGAUGCUGACGGAUUUUAUAUUGGCCAAUCAGAGAAUGGUCGCACAGGUUAUGUGCCGAGUAAUAUGGUAUCAGAACUUGAGUCUGAUGAGUCUGAAACAGAUUCCAACGUAUCAUCAGUAACAUCGACAAAACGCACGCCGCCCAUUUCCACUCUAGCUAACGCAAAAUCGAUUAAAAAAAUGAUUGCUCUUUUCGAUUACAAUCCAGCCGAUCAUUCCCCUAAUACGAAUCACAGUGAUGAACUUUCAUUCCACGCUGGUGAUAUUGUCUACGUUCAUGGGAAUAUUCAUGACGACGGCUUCUAUUCUGGCGAAUUAGAAAAUGGUAAAAAAGGCUUCGUUCCUUCGAAUUAUCUCAAGGAAAUGCCAAACGAAGAUAACGCAUUGAAAAGAGACACUGAACCCAAUGAAACUAAGCGCACAUCUUUUCGUCGAAAAUACCAGCAACAGUAA